Molecule: messenger RNA, 2487 nt
Organism: Armigeres subalbatus
Lineage: Eukaryota; Metazoa; Arthropoda; Insecta; Diptera; Culicidae
Product: beta-1,3-glucosyltransferase
Exons: 9
Coding region: 320-2350 (676 amino acids)
Cellular component (GO): membrane
Molecular function (GO): acetylglucosaminyltransferase activity
Source: RefSeq, a predicted model, not a curated record
CGAUUCUCCGUUAUAGGGAAAACCGUGAUAGCCAAAAAGCAACAGUAAUCUAAAUUUAUUGGCUGUUAAAAAUAAGUGCAUAAUUGAACGUGGCAUAACGUGGAACGCCUAUGUGACUGGACAUAAUCCAGCCAUCACGUGCUAUUAAAUAAUUCACCUUGAAGUUAGUCCAGCCCAGCGGAUAAUGAUGGGGAGAAGCUUCUAUUAAUCGCUGUGUCAACCAAAAUCAAGACGAUUUGUUCGCGAUGAAGUGCUAUGGAAAUAGAACCGAAGAAAUCCUACCUGAGUGAAUCGUAGCUGAAAAUGAAUCGACCGUUUAAUGAAAUUAAUUAUGCAUCUGUCAGGGGGAAACUGCUUGCGGUUGCUACCGAACCAAGUGGUCAGCAAGGAGCCGACGAAGAAAGCGAUGAUACUGAUGGUGGUAGCGGUGGCCAUCCUUUCGGCACCGGUGGGGUCCGUUCCUGAAGAAGCGGAUUUUUCGGAGAAAUCGAAACUAGCUCCCCAUGAAAUUUCUUAUCUAAUACUGAGUCAAUCAUCCGCGUUUCACUAUGAGCGUGCAAACGAUCUGCGAAGGAGUAUCCUCGAACAGCAAUUGAACAUAAAUAACCAACUACCAACCGGCGGCGAGAAUGUGCAUCUAUCACAUGAGAUUUUCGCCGACCAUGAGGGCUCUUGGGCCAUCACACCCAUCCUGAAGCACAUCCGGGCCAGCAUACUGAAAGCGUCGCACGCCGGUACCCGCUGGCUGAUCAUCUGCGAGCAGGACAGUCACGUGAACGUGAGUCUAUUAGCACACCAUUUGGGCAAAGAGGAUUAUCGACAGGAGCUUUUCCUGGGUUAUCCGCUGCACGACCGCGAGGCAACCAUUAUUCAUCAUUUUGCGUUUUUCAAAAAUCCAUCAAGCUUUCUUUAUCCGUACCUGCGGGCCGGCAUCGCUCUCACCGUUCCACUGGUGGAUGGCCUGGUGCGGGCGCUAUCGAGUGCCGGCCAAACCUUGACGGAGUUCUUCAUCGAUGCGGCGCACGAGUUUGCCCUUCUGGCGUGGAAUCGAGGCACCGGAAAUCGACUCACGUCAGCCUCUUACUUCUGUGCUCGCCGUGCCAAUGGAUGCGCCAUUUACGCCAAACAACUGCCUACGAUGCUGCCAGCGGAGGAAACAUGUAACCAUCCACCUGUUGCUGGCCGAGAACGAGCUGAAGUGACAUCGACCCCCAUCCUGUUCGCCGUGAAAACGUGCGAAAAGUUUCACGCCCAGCGGGUCCCGGUGCUGUUGCACACCUGGGCACGCUACGUACACCACUUGCGGCUUUACAGCGACAUUUUCGAUGCCAGCAUACCGACGAUUGCGACGAGUAUUCCCAACACCAGCAUCGGUCACUGUGGGAAAAGUUUGGAAAUCCUGCAACUCGUGCAGGAGGAAAUGUUCCGCAAUCGAACAUUAGUGGACGUUAGAUGGAUUAUGCUGGUGGACGACGACACUAUUCUGAGUCCAUCGGCGCUGACUCGCUUCUUGAGCGGCUUCGAUUCGGCCCAGGACGUGUACAUCGGCGAACGGUACGGCUAUCAUUUGCUCGCCGAGGACGGCCAGGGCUACAACUACGUCACCGGUGGGGGUGGAAUAGUGAUUAGCGUGCGGAUUCUUGGCGCUCUGCUGCGGUCCUGCGAGUGCCCUUCGGCUUCCUCACCGGACGACAUGAUCAUUGCAGCGUGCCUGUAUCGGCUGGGGGUACGACCGAUUCAUUCGCCGCUCUUCCACCAGGCCCGUCCUUCCGACUAUCCGCCGGAAACGCUGGACCCAGCGAGUAUCUCCUUCCAUAAGCACUGGCAAAUCGAUCCUUAUCAGGUAUACAACAAGUGGUUCCGAAAGAACGACGAAACGUGGUGGCACAGUCAAGAACGACGCCGGCGAAAGUCCAUUUCGCUUCAUGACCGCCAAUCAAUUCUGACGGAAGCAGAGUCCGGCAGUAGCAAAUCACUGCUCCAUUCGAAACAUAUCAGUAGCGAUAACGACAGCGCACGACAGGAACAGCACAAUCGUCUGCCUCAUGGCGUUGUAAACGUAGCCCGGUCCCAUCCGCAGCAUGGAAAGCACAAUCAACCACCACCCACACUGGAAACGUCGACAUCUUCAACCAGUGCGGCUCUUACCGCCAGAAUGAUAGCAAAUGAUUAUCAUCAUCGUUAUCAGAGCGCACAUAUCAGCAAUCAUUUUUGCGAGAAUAAUGAGCUCCAAUCAAACAGCAACUUGCUGCUGAACCAUCCGCCACAGCAGCCCGUCGAGCACAGCCCGGACAGGGCGGCCGGUACCAGCUUCCAGGAACCGAACAUAAUCAAACAUACCGAACUGUAAGCGGGACAUCACUCUGCAGGAUAAUGACAGGAAAACGGUUGUUUCUCGAUAGUCUGACAUAGUUGAAAAAAUAAGAAAAGCUGUACUAAUCAGCGACCGAUUAUAUCCUGGGAUUGUACAUUAUUAUAUUACGCAAU